Molecule: messenger RNA, 585 nt
Organism: Chrysochloris asiatica (Cape golden mole)
Lineage: Eukaryota; Metazoa; Chordata; Mammalia; Afrosoricida; Chrysochloridae
Product: dual specificity protein phosphatase 18-like
Exons: 2
Coding region: 1-585 (194 amino acids)
Biological process (GO): protein dephosphorylation
Molecular function (GO): MAP kinase tyrosine/serine/threonine phosphatase activity
Source: RefSeq, a predicted model, not a curated record
AUGCUUGAAGGCAUCAGACCUGCCCUGAGAGUCUUGGGAUCUGCUGCCAAGAUGACGGAAGCCCAGUUACAGCAACCUUCAGUCCGAGGCCUGUCUCGGAUCACCAACAGCCUGUACAUCAGCAGCGGUGUGGCUGCUAAUAACAAGGUUAUGUUAACCAGCAACCGUAUCACCACAAUCAUCAACGUGUCAGUGGAGGUGGAGAACAUCUACUACAAAGGCAUCCAAUAUAUGCGUUUUCCCGUUUUUGAUGCUUGUAAUUCCAACCUCUUGGACUUAUUUGACCCCAUAGCUGACCACAUCCACUGCGUGGCGACGAAACAAGGCCGCACACUGAUACACUGCGUCGCGGGUGUGAGCCGCUCUGCUGCCCUUUGCCUUGCCUACCUAAUGAAACACCACGCUAUGUCGCUGCUGGAUGCCCACACCUGGACCAAGUCUUGCCGACCCAUCAUCCGGCCUAAUAAUGGCUUCUGGGAACAACUGAUCCUCUAUGAGUACAAGCUGUAUAGCAAGAACACUGUGAAAAUGGUCAACUCACCAAUGGGUAUGAUUCCUAAUGUCUACAAGGAAAAAGCCCAUUGA